Molecule: messenger RNA, 1654 nt
Organism: Gossypium raimondii (Peruvian cotton)
Lineage: Eukaryota; Viridiplantae; Streptophyta; Magnoliopsida; Malvales; Malvaceae
Product: DEAD-box ATP-dependent RNA helicase 38
Exons: 8
Coding region: 26-1507 (493 amino acids)
Biological process (GO): poly(A)+ mRNA export from nucleus
Cellular component (GO): nucleus; cytoplasmic stress granule
Molecular function (GO): RNA binding; RNA helicase activity; ATP binding
Source: RefSeq, a predicted model, not a curated record
UAGUUCCCUUAAUUUAGAAAACUUCAUGGCUGCCACCGCCGCAGACUCCGCCACGUCCACCAUUUCCGCCGCCGACACGACGGCACAUUUGGCCGAUUUAAAACACGAUGCUGUAGAGGAACCAAGCAGUUCCUCAAAAUCGGAAGAAAAAAUCGCAUCCGAAAUCGAAAUCGGGAACCUAACGAUCAACGAGAGCAAUAAUAAGUUCUUUCAUGAUCCUGAAAGCUGCAACAUUAAAACCAUUACGUCAGGGGAUACGCCGUACGCAUCGGCAUUUACGUUUGAGGAAUUGAAUUUGUUACCAGAAUUAUUGAAGGGAUUAUACGUUGAGAUGAAAUAUGAAAAACCUAGUAAAAUUCAGGCAAUUAGUUUGCCAAUGAUUUUGAAUCCUCCUUAUUUGGAUUUAAUUGCUCAAGCUCAUAAUGGUUCUGGAAAAACUGCUUGCUUUACUCUCGGAAUGUUAUCUCGUAUCGAUCCGAAAUUAAAAGCUCCUCAAGCAUUCUGUAUUUGUCCUACCAGAGAAUUGGCCAUUCAGAAUCUGGAAGUGCUUAGGAAGAUGGGGAAAUAUAGUGGGAUAACUUCAGAAUGUGCUAUUCGAGCGGGAUUUGGAAAUGAAAUUCAUACGGGCAAGAAGCAAACUAUUAGGCCGCCUAUUACAUCUCAAAUAGUUAUCGGCACCCCGGGCACUAUUAGGCAUCGGAUACGUGCUAAUAAAUUGAGUUUGAGUUAUCUCAAGAUUCUUGUGUUGGAUGAGGCUGAUCACAUGCUUGCAGAGGAUGGAUUUAAAGAUGAUUCUGUGCACAUAAUAAACAAGAUUCGAUGCGUCAAUCCUCAGUGUCAGGUUCUCUUCUUCUCUGCCACAUUCAAUGAGACUGUUAAAGAAUUUGCUGCAAAGAUAGUUAAAGGAAAUCACAACCAGUUAUUUGUGAAGAAGGAAGAACUAUCAUUACAGUCGGUGAAACAGUACAAAGUGAAUUGUCCUGAUGAACUUGCUAAGGUUAUGGUGAUCAAGGACCGAAUUUUGGAAUUCGGAGAGCGUGUAGGACAGACGAUAAUAUUUGUACGCACCAGGAAUAGUGCAAUGACGUUGCACUGGAUCCUUGUUGAAAUUGGUUACGAUGUUACCACAAUUCAAGGUGCUCUCAAGCAAGAAGACCGAGACAGGAUAGUGAAAGAGUUUAAAGAUGGGUUGACUCAAGUCCUUAUUUCAACCGAUCUUCUUGCUCGGGGUUUUGAUCAAGAUCAGGUCAAUUUGGUGAUUAACUAUGACCUUCCUGUGAAACAUAACCAUCCUACGGAGCCUGAUUGUGAAGUUUACAUGCAUAGAAUUGGCAGAGCAGGACGAUUCGGCCGCAAGGGAGCUGUGUUCAACUUGCUAUGCAGCGAUGCAGACAAAACGAUAAUGACCAAAAUCGAAAAUCAUUUCGGCACGGAAAUUGCAGAGGUUCGUGACUGGAGAAAUGAGGAAGACUUUGUAGUUGCUCUCAGAUCAGCUGGUUUACUGUAACCAAAGCUUGAAAUUUGGAAUAAUUUUGGAGUUUAAAAUUUACAUGUUGGGAUUUUUGGAGCACAUUUUGGGAAUUUUAGGUAAAUAUUUUGGUUGGAUUUUUCAUAAUUUUACAUUUUGGCAUGAAAUCAUAGAAAAAGGUUUGAU